Messenger RNA from Diaporthe citri, 996 nucleotides. RefSeq lists its product as uncharacterized. Gene Ontology annotation, molecular function: hydrolase activity. The coding region runs from base 1 to 996 and encodes 331 amino acids. Lineage: Eukaryota; Fungi; Ascomycota; Sordariomycetes; Diaporthales; Diaporthaceae. The record is from RefSeq and is a predicted model, not a curated record. The transcript has a single exon.
AUGGCUCUGGAUGAGCACCUACCCUCCCCACGCGCAGAUGUCGCUAUCCACUGCGGCGAUUUGACGGAAGAGUCCAAAUUGGCUGAAAUGCGAACAACUCUGGGACUCCGGAAGGAAAUCGAUGCACCUCUGAAACUCGUUAUUGCCGGAAAUCACGACUUCACUUUAGACAUACCGUCCUUCAAACAGAAGGUCGAAGAUGCACGGCCUCCUCUCGAGCCCGCGCUUGUGACAAAGGAGUACGGUGAUUACGGUGAAGCAGAACGGCUCUUCUUAGAAGCACAAGAACACGGAAUUCGACUUCUCCGGGAAGGCACUCAUCGCUUCGUUCUGUCAAAUGGUGCUGAAUUGACGGUAUAUACAAGUCCCUAUACACCGUCAUUGGGCGAUUGGGGCUUCCAAUACAAGCCGGAUCAGGGACAUGCAUACAACAUUGAGAAGGGCACUGAUAUUGCCAUUACGCAUGGACCACCGCGAGGUGUCUUGGAUCGAACCAACGGUCGCGAACGUGGAGGCUCCUCUGAGCUGUUCGCUGCCGUGGCUACAUUGAGACCACGUAUCCACUGCUUUGGCCACAUUCACGAAAGCUGGGGCGCUAAGAUGAUAACUUGGAGAGAAGCACAGAGCCAUCAGUCAUCAUAUUUGACCGAUAUAGACAACGGCAAAUCCGAAGUUCUCGAAAUACUCAACACAAUCCUACCGGGAAAGUACGACACGCCCGAAACUAUAGCGCUCAAGGACGCGAAGCUCGUGAGGUACGGCAAGCAAAGACAUUGCCACACGAGUCACUGCCAUGACGACGGGUUUCCUCUGCAGGUCGAGAAGCAGACUUUGUUCGUGAAUGCAGCGAUCAAGGGUGGCGACGAUGAGUUGCCAGUGCAGUUUCCGUGGCUUGUGACUUUAGAGCUGCCUAGACCAGAGGUCACAAAACAGAUGGAAGCCAUGCUCAACAUUCAUAAUGGCAUCAGAGGUGAGCGUAACUUCUGCGGAAAGUGA